Molecule: messenger RNA, 4118 nt
Organism: Dimorphilus gyrociliatus
Lineage: Eukaryota; Metazoa; Annelida; Polychaeta; Dinophilidae
Source: the annotation of a GenBank genome assembly
GGCAGUCUGCAAUUCAGCGCCGACGGGCUAUGAUCAUUGCAGUAUGGAGGCGAAAAACGACAGCGGGAAUACAACUACACCGGAAGAAAGUUGGAGUAUUUAUACGGCCGUACCAUUGGGUAUCUUCCUCUCCCUUUUAUCUCUCGUUACUACAUUCGGCAAUGUGCUAGUACUCUACGCCGUCAGGACGGAAAAACGCUUGCAAACGGUUAGCAACAUGUUCAUAGUUAGCUUAGCAGUAGCCGACCUAAUAGUAGGCCUAAUAGCCAUGCCAAUUUCGGCCGUCUAUAUUUUAGCAUCGAAAUGGAUUUUUGGUCUAAUCGUUUGCGAAAUUUGGUUGACUACCGAUUACAUUGCGUCUACAGCGUCUAUUCUCAAUUUAUUCAUUCUAUCUCUAGACCGUUACUGGAGUGUCACUUCACCUUUGCAAUAUAUAAGAAAACGAACGAAAAAACGUGCACUUAUUUUAAUUAGCUGCGUAUGGACUGCGUCAGCCUUGUGGAUCGUUCCAAUAAUUGGAUGGCACCAUUUUGAGCAUGGAGGAGUUAGGACUGUUGCUGCAGAUGCUUGCGAUACGGAAUACGCAAAAAAUACGACUUUAAAAAUUAUUACAGGAAUUCUUAACUUUUAUCUUCCUUUAUCAGUGAUGUAUUCGUUAUAUGGUAGAAUAUUUUCCGAAAUACGUAAAAGGUCUGCCCUUGAACUUGGUCAGAGGACGGCUAGUAGGAAGGAAGGACAAGGUAAUAUUCAGGAGCAAGAGCAUCAGCGUAGGCUCGAUAGCGAUCCUGAUACUUUCGCUGAUUCUUAUUCUGCUCCGGGGAAAAAAUUUCAAAUUCGACAGCCGGAGGAGGAAAAGUUAGUCGAUCAGGACUUUGUUGACGAUGAUAUUAAUUGGAGAGUUCAAUACUCGUACGACGAGACUGUUAUGGACCCAACAACAGAACAAGUUCAACGUUUUUUAUACGAAGAGAGGUGUAUGAGGAUUGUUCGAACGGCUAGUACUAAAACUCAAACAGUAGAGACCAGCCUAAGCCAUUCUUCGUCUACUCAGAGUUUUAAGCAAAAAAAGGGGCAGACUUCCGCCGGUAAGCAGACUUCUUUAGAAAUACCCGCUCAGGGUAGACAACGUAGACUUUCUUCCAUAACUCAACUGCUAGCCGAUGGCCAAAACUCUGUGGUAGUACUAAAACGCGGAGCAUGUCGCUUAAGGGAUAAACUCAAAUCCAAAAAUCAGAGGAGUAUCUCUUUGACUAAGGAAAUUAAAGCUGCCAGGCAAUUGGGGGUUAUUAUGGGAGCUUUUACUUUAUGUUUCCUGCCAUAUUUCGUCUGUUUUAUGGUCGUUGCCUUUUGCGACGGCUGCAUAAGUCAGUCGUUAAUGAAUGCUAUGACUUGGAUCGGAUAUUUAAAUUCGACCCUAAAUCCUUUAUUGUAUCCUCUUUGUAACGCAAAUUUCAGGAGAAAGUUCAGAAAAAUGUUGUGCUUUAGGAAAUAUCGAUCCGACUUGCCGCCGGCUUACGCGAAUCGACUGUGUAAACAGAGGACAUCAGUACCGACGGCUUUCGAUGCUAGAUACGAUUUUUAGAGAUACCCGUUAACCCAGAGUUUCUUUUUUUAGCACCUAGCGACAUCUGUUGGUGUUGUGAUAGGGCUGAUUUUUCUGCAGACAGAUUUUAUUGUUGCACUGUUGGGUUUCAGUACAGCACUUAGGUGUUUUUAUUUUAUAAAUAAUAAUGAUUAUAACUUUUAAUAACAUAACAAUAACAAAAACAAUAACAAAAAGAUUAGUGAUGAUUCAUAACAAAGGCCUAAUUAAUAAAUCAGCUAAAUUUUUAUCGUCCUUUUUGAAGAGGAGACGAGCAGAGAAAGGGAAAAAGAUAGGGGAAGAGAGGGAGAGGGGAGUAGGGGGUGGGAAGAAAAGGCGACAGAGAGAGGAAGAGGAAAAGUAGAGAAAAAGCAGGAAGAAAACUAAAAAAUAUGUCUGAGUUAGAGAAAAUAAAUUGUAAUAUAUGUCAAGAAUUCAUGGAAAUAUUGGGGAACAUAUAAAAGAAGAGAGAAAUAUCAUUAUUAUCCUUUAUUUUUUUUUUAAAUAGGACAGGAAGAGUUUUUUUAAAAAAUAACAUAAACUAAGAAACCAUGAAGAAAAAAGUUUUAGGAAGAGAAGGAAGAGAAAUUUGAAAAAAUACCCCAAAAAUAUAAAAGUAAAGUGUAUGGGAGAGAGGAAGAGAAAGAGCGAGAGAGAGAGAGAGAGAAAGAGAAAGAGAGACAGACAGGGGGUAAAAAAUGAUAUAAAAUAUUGUUUAUCUGUUCUUUCCGUUGCGCGAUCUGAUUUAAAAGAUGACCUCCAGUUAGCUAGUAUUUUAAGGUCUCAGUAAAAACCUAAUGAAAUUACGUGACGAGCUUAUUCAAUUGCCAGGUAGUGCCUACAGAAGAGAAUAUGAAGUAAUCAAUGAUUACCAUCGUGUUCUAGUAUAAAACUGUGUCAGAAGUUUCCUUGUGAAGGGAAAAUAUAAGGAAUUUUGUCCAAAAUAAAAGUGUCUUAAAUAGAUGUAAAAUCUAAGUUAAUAAAAUUAAAGAAAAUCAACAAAAAAAGAUAAAAAAGAGAGGAAAAAAAUGAAAAGAAUCAUUGAAAGAAAUUGUUCAAAUUUUAUUUAUUAUAUAAUUAAAACAAUGAGAAAAGAAGAAAUAAAUAAAUAAACAAACAAGCAAACAAAUAAACAAAAUUACGAAAUUUCUUACAAAAUUCAUUUACAAACUUGAUAUUUUUUUUUAUAUAAAAGUCUCCUCUAAUUAGAGAAUUUGUUACCUUUUUUACUUAUUGUUACUGUUGUUAUUAAAAGAGAGAAAGAGAGAAAGAGAGAGAGAGAGAGAGAGAGAGAGAGAUAUUGCCAGAAAUAUUUUCUAUAUAAAUAAUACAUACGCGUACCGAUAAGAUAAUGGUAUUAAAAGAAAAGAAAAGAAAAAACAAUUUUCUCACUACGUAAUCCUAUUAAUGAGUAUUAUUUAUUUAACAAUAAUAAAAUAAUAAAGUAAUAGUAAAUGAGAAAAUGGCAAAAAUGCAAAAUUAGCAUCUAUUCCAUGGAAUUAUUAGUUUUAGAUUUUAAAGGAGAAAGGUGACUGUAUUAGAAUUUCGUGUUUCUAUUUUAACACUCCCCCCUCCCUCCCCACUACUACCCGCCUCGCACCAAUUGACUUUGACAAUUACACCUUUUCUUCAAAAAUAUUUCCCAACUCCUCAUUUCCUACUUUCUGAGAUUGCUAAACUUUUUAAUUUAAUGAUAAAGAAAUUCACCGAAAUCUUAUCUUUUUCUUUAUUGUCUUUCCUCAAUAAUUGGUCAGAUGAUGGAGAAAAAGGAAUAGACAGUAAAAGAUAUGAAGGAUUGAAUGUUAUAGCAGAUAUCAAACGAGAUAGAAAUCCGAAUCGUUUUUCGGUAAUUCGUAAAUUUCUAUAAAAAAGCUAUAGAGAAACUUUAUAAAAGACAAAACACAAGAAAAUAACAAUCCGAAAGAUUCGUAAUUUUGACUUAUAGAUGUCAAUAAAUCUUAAAUUUAUUAUCUUCUUUAUCUUCUUCUAUUUCUCCUCUAUUACUUUCUUACUCUUUCUUGUAAAAUACUUCAAGAUACCUCCAACUCUUCCUUUCCUUCUUCUUCUUCUCUCUCUUUCUUUUUGCGGUUUUGUUAUCGUGAGAACUAAUUAAUAGGUGACGACACAAAUUCGUGAGAAAUUAAAUUAACAACUUGAGCGCCUUCUAUAGUCUUCCUAUUAUUUUUCUGUUACGACAACAGUUGACACGUAAUUGAAAAGAAGGAAAAGAGAUGGAAAAAAUUGCGAACCAGGCGAGAAGAUAAGGAUGAAGAUUUAUUCAAUCCACGUAUAAUAUAUGCAAAAUCAAUAAAUGGUAUUUAAUAUCGUUAGCACUCAAAUUAAUAAUUAAGAAUUUGAACAACCGAUUAAAGAAACACCAAUGCGAUAGAGAAGAUAAGGGAACUGGAAAGAUAAGAGAUAAGAAUACAAAAACUGAUGACUGUGUAAUAUAAACAAGUUGUUUUGUUAGAUAAAAAUAAUAAAAAUUCAAUAGAUUUGUAUUCUAUUAAAGAAGUAAAAAAUACAUGAAACGACU